AUGCUCGGUUUUAAUGCCUUUGCCAAUCCCUUUGGAAUGAACUUUGUUUCGAACGAGGUAUCGACGACUUUCUUCAAUGCUGACUGGCUCGCGCGCAAAAUUGGGCGGACUUGCUCGUCACGACACUUGAUCAAUGGGCUGUGCCUUUUCUCUUCCUUAUUUUCGUUCCGGAUCUUGUGGGGUCUAUAUCAAACUACCAGACUCUACGUCGAACUCAGGGAUGCCUUGAAGUUCAUCCACUUACCCUUCGGUGCUCUCCCAACUAGCCUUGAUUUUGAGCCUUGUCCCACCUUUGAAGCUGGUCUGGCAUUGUUAUUUCUCGUGGAGAAUAUGAUUUUGAGUGUGCUCAACGUGUUCCGGUCAAGCCUGAUACUGAGAAAUGUGCUUGAUCGUUUCCAGGCGGACAAAGUCGUCGAAAAUAAAUGA
Molecule: messenger RNA, 426 nt
Organism: Exophiala mesophila
Lineage: Eukaryota; Fungi; Ascomycota; Eurotiomycetes; Chaetothyriales; Herpotrichiellaceae
Exons: 2
Coding region: 1-426 (141 amino acids)
Biological process (GO): lipid homeostasis
Cellular component (GO): endoplasmic reticulum; membrane
Source: RefSeq, a predicted model, not a curated record